Messenger RNA from Lytechinus variegatus (green sea urchin), 1032 nucleotides. Its product is annotated as relaxin receptor 1-like. The transcript is spliced from 2 exons. Gene Ontology annotation, cellular component: extracellular matrix. NCBI's taxonomy places the organism in Eukaryota, Metazoa, Echinodermata, Echinoidea, Temnopleuroida, Toxopneustidae. The record is from RefSeq and is a predicted model, not a curated record. Bases 1 to 1032 code for a protein of 343 amino acids. Gene Ontology annotation, molecular function: protein binding.
AUGAGGGUGCUUAUCUUUCUAUAUAUCCUUGUCUUGCUGGGAAGAACAGGUCAUUCACGAUGUUCAAAUCUUUGUGAGUGCAAGCAGAGGAGGACUUUGGUCGAUGUGACAUGCACUGAUCUUGAUGAUAUGCCUCAGGAUGUCCCAUGCAACACUGUUUUGCUUAACAUGAAGAGCAAUUCAAUCACAGCACUCAAGAAAGAGUCAUUCUCAUGUCUCAAAAGCUUGGUUGAGCUUCUCCUGUCCAACAACCGAAUUCGCUUAAUCGAGAAAGGAGUCUUUGAGGAUGCAACCCAAUUGCAGUAUAUUGAACUUGAUUCAAACUUCCUUCAAAGGAUACCAUACCUUGGUACCUUACCUGCUCUCCUGAAGCUAUCAGUCACCAGGAAUUCUCUGCAAGAGUGGCAACAGCAGACCCUUCGUGAUCCAUCAGGUACACGACUUUCAUCGCUAAAACUGGCAUUCAACAAACUCCAGAAUUUACCUAAAAUCCCAUUUCGAGUAUUAUCGUUAGAUUUAGAAGGGAAUGCAAUCAGGGACAUUUCAACAACCAUUUUUGCUUACCCCAAAGUUAUAUCAAAUUUGUGCAUUUCGUACAAUAAUAUUGAAUACUUGGAAAAGGCGCAAACGAUGGAAAAUCUCAAGGUUCUUUCACUUGAAUACAACUAUAUCAAAAGCAUCAGUGAAACUAUAUUCAAUCGCUUUCCUUCUAUAAAAAGAAUCUACCUACAAGGCAAUAAAAUUGUGGAUGUCUCUUCCUUUUGUAACAUGCAACGUUUGGAGUUCAUCUCAUUGGAAGAUAACCAAAUCAGAUUCGUGGGUAGACCAGCAUUUACCAACAUUUCCAAAAUAGAGACCGUCAUAUUAAAUGCUAAUAAGAUCAACCAAAUUUCAAAAGAUAUUUUCUUUAUCGCACCGUACAGUCUAGAUCUUAGCUCCAACAACAUUUUAACACUAGACGCACUUGUUUGCAUAAUCACUGCAUUUGAGCAGAAGAAGGUUCACUUCAUCGCGUCGUCGUCGGAGGAAUAA